AUGGAAUUUGUAGAAGUAGAACACAUCAACUCAAUAAUUGACCAAUUUGUUCAAAAGAAGUAUAUCCAUUUAGGUGGGUUAUUUUAUGUUUAUCAAAUAAAUCGAUUUAAUAAAAAGAAGACAAGAGUAAUUCAAUGUUCAGACGGACAAUUAAUCAUUUUUUCUAUUGAGGCUAUCAUUAUAAAUAAAGAAAUUUAUGACAUUCGGUUGAUUCAAGAAGUUCAAAUGGAUUUAUCAAAUACUCUCUUUCUAAGGUUAAAUCCUUUUCAAUUAUUAAUUAAAACAUCAGCUGGAAAUUGUGUAAUUCAAACAGUAAAUCCUGAAGAGAUGGAUGUUUUAAUAGAAGGGUUAAUGGAAUCUGCUCGUUCACUUUCAAUUAACUCAACAACAAUUACCUGUGCCCAAUUUUAUUAUCCCUCUUCAGUUAUCCUUCAAGAAAAUUAG
Molecule: messenger RNA, 444 nt
Organism: Entamoeba dispar SAW760
Lineage: Eukaryota; Evosea; Mastigamoebida; Endamoebidae
Exons: 1
Coding region: 1-444 (147 amino acids)
Source: RefSeq, a predicted model, not a curated record